AUGUUGCCUUCAUCGAUGCGCCGAGUCGUCUCCGCCGUCUCCUCCGCCCCUCAGACAGGCAUCGUGUCUUCCUUCGCCUCAACCACUCCCAAGACUACUCCUGUCUUUAUUCGGGCACACCAGCGACGAUGUUCCUCUUCAAAACCUUCGAAAUCCGAUAGCGGCUCCAAUGAGAUCUCAGCUGGACAGUCCGUCCCUGCGGCCGCAACACCCAAGUCUGGCAGCGAGAAGCGAAAGCGCAAGAGCAGCAAGGAUACCUCCGAUCGAUCAGCUUCUGUGAAGAAGUUGCCCAGCGUUCCCAACACGCAUCACAUGUCACAAGAAGCUCUCGGCCUGUCAAGUUUCUUUUCACUACAUAGGCCCAUCUCUGUCACUCAGACCAUGCCACGAGCCGUAACCGAUGAGCACUUUGCCUCAAUCUUUGCUGCCCGAACCAGGAACAACAAACUGGCCGAGACCGAAUCUACUCUCGCCAGCACUAUCGAGCAGCUAGAAGGCCCUAUGGCUCAGAUGACGAUUGGCGGGGAGGGCCACGAGGGAAUGCACAAGGUCGACAUCAAGAACCCAGACGGCACCGAAUCAAGCAUGUACCUCCAGAUCGACACCAUGUCCGGCGAAUUCUUACCAUUUCGACCCCCUCCUCUGCCUCAACCCGAGGCUGCUGGUGAGGCAAGCAGCGCUGUUGCGGAAGCCGAGGCAGCGGAGGACGUCCCUCAACACCGUGUAUACAAGGCCCUCUUCACCAUUGAGGAGUCUACCGAUCCCGAUGGUCAGAUCCGCAUCAUGGCCCACAGCCCCCGAAUCGUCCAGGAUGCCCAACCGCGGAGCUUCCUUGAACGCUUGGCCCUUCGUCAGCUCAAGUUCGAUGAGGCCCAGGGCCGCCGCGAUAUGCACGCCAUUAGUGUCAAACGACAACGAAAGCUGAAGAUGAAGAAGAAGAAGUAUAAGAAGCUCAUGAAGAGGACGCGAGUCCUGCGCCGCAAGUUGGAUCGAACUUAA
Molecule: messenger RNA, 999 nt
Organism: Fusarium sp. VM40
Lineage: Eukaryota; Fungi; Ascomycota; Sordariomycetes; Hypocreales; Nectriaceae
Source: the annotation of a GenBank genome assembly